GUUAACUCAACCACUUUGGGGUGAAAAAGGGGCAGAUUAGAUGGUUCAGAUUCCCAGCGCCUGCUACUGUACUGUGUCCAUACUCCGGGCGGUGCUGAAGGACCGAGUCCAGGAACAGGGUAUGAGUGUGCAAGACGGAUAGAAGGGAAUACGGUUUUUCAUACAGUGAAAUAAUACAAAGAGGGGCAAAAGGAAUCGAUCCGUAUAGCUUCGCCCUCUAUGUAUUGAAUGAUGCGCUCAUCUCGCAGAGAAGAUUCCUGUGCUCUUUCUUUUUCCCCCUCUUCUUUCUCUCCUGAUAUUGUCCCUUUCCUUGCGCUCUAUGAGGGGAAUUAAUUUAUCCUUCCAUCCAAUCCCAUUCAAAAGGGGGACAGAAGAAAAAGCAGAGGGAGAUGAGAGCUGCAAAUCCCUUUUUUAUUCCUCUUGUUGCGCUCAAUAAGUGAAGAAUGUGUCGCCUAUCAGUCAUCGAGGGGAUCAAGUCUGCGGGACUGUCCCACGCGCUCAAUGGGCUCCGCAGAGCAUCACUUGUACAGACAGGAGUGAGGAGGACAGCAGUAGCAACUUCCCUGUGAGGACACCGCAGCAUCCGCACGAGACUCAAGAUUGCUUUAUCUUUCUUCAGCGGCUUUUAAAAAAACAUUUUUUAUAUGCAAUUCGAAAUUUUCGUCCGUGCUUUUGAUGAUUCGUUUCAUUCUGUUUUUAAUUGGGAAUUUGGCGUUGAGGCUGCGCGGGGGGCUACCUGUUCGAGAAUUAUGUGUUUAUAGGACGCGGAGGAAAUUGUUUAUGGAUGUGUAUUUAUUAUUUCAUACAUUCUGCCAGACAAGAGAUGUUGGCACACUGAAGUGAGAGGGAAGUUAAAAAAAAACGAAACAGGAGCUGGACGAAGCACUUGCUUGCUUGUUAGACCCGGACUGCUAUAGAAAAAAUGUGUCCGCAAAUAUAUUAAUACAAACAAGAAUAUAAAAAGAACCCGAAUCGAAGGGGAAACAUCACUUGAGAAGAAAACAAUAUAAAAUACAUUACAAACGUGCUCAUCUACGGGUAUUAAGCUACCGCAUGCAUCCGUUUUGUUAGUUUGUUUAUUUGUUUUUUUUGUUUUUGUUUUGUGUAUUAGACCCCGAAAGAACAGUAAUUUAAUUCACAUUUUUGUUAUCCAAAAGAAUAUUUAAAAGGCGGAGCUCAAUUUUAUUUUUCUGAUUCAAACCCGGACACACAAUGCGGAUCCUUGUACUGCUUGUGUGGGUGAAAGCCGCGUGCGUCCUGCUGGUAUCCUCGCUCUCCGGCACUGGGGCAGUGAACAAUAGCGGCCGAUGGUGGGGGAUCGUGAAUGUAGCUUCCUCUGCCAACCUCCUCACCAACUCAAAGAGCGUGCAGUUGGUCCUGGAUCCAAGCCUGGCGUUACUGAGCCGCCGCCAGCGGCGCCUGAUCCGCCAGAACCCCGGGAUUCUGCACGCUAUCGCUGCCGGCUUGCACGCUGCCAUCAAGGAGUGCAAGUGGCAGUUCCGCAACCGGCGGUGGAACUGUCCAACCACGCACAGUCCGGCAGUCUUCGGCAAAAUCGUCAACCGCGGUUGCAGAGAAACCGCAUUUGUGUUCGCAAUCACAAGCGCGGGGGUCACCCACGCCGUGGCCCGGUCCUGUUCUGAAGGAGCGAUCGAGUCCUGCACCUGUGACUACCGGCGCAGGGGGCCUGGGGGUCCGGACUGGCACUGGGGAGGCUGCAGCGACAACGUGGACUUCGGCAGGGUGUUCGGCCGGGAGUUCGUGGACUCCAGUGAGAGGGGACGAGAUCUCCGCUACCUCACCAAUCUGCACAACAACGAGGCGGGGAGAAUGACGGUGUCGUCGGAGAUGCGCCAGGAGUGCAAGUGCCACGGCAUGUCGGGGUCCUGCACGGUCCGCACCUGCUGGAUGCGGCUGCCCAGCCUGCGGGCCGUGGGCGACUUCCUGAAGGACCGCUUCGACGGGGCCUCCAGGGUGGUGUACGCCAACAAGGGCAGCAACCGGGCCUCGCACCGCGCCGACCCGCGCCACCUGGAGCCCGAGAACCCGGCGCACAAGCCGCCCUCGUCCCGCGACCUGGUCUACUUCGAGAAGUCGCCCAACUUCUGCUCCUACAGCGGCAAGACGGGCACGCAGGGCACGUCCGGGCGCAGCUGCAACAGCUCGUCGCCGGGGCUGGACGGGUGCGAGCUGCUCUGCUGCGGCCGCGGGCACCGAACCCGCACCGAGAGGGUGACGGAGCGCUGCCACUGCACCUUCCACUGGUGCUGCCACGUCAGCUGCCUCAACUGCACCAGCACCCAGAUACUGCACCAGUGCCUCUGAGCACCAGUGUCUCUGAGCACCAGCACCCAGAUACUGCACCAGUGCCUCUGAGCACCAGUGUCUCUGAGCACCAGCACCCAGAUACUGCACCAGUGCCUCUGAGCACCAGUGUCUCUGAGCACCAGCACC
Molecule: messenger RNA, 2454 nt
Organism: Anguilla rostrata (American eel)
Lineage: Eukaryota; Metazoa; Chordata; Actinopteri; Anguilliformes; Anguillidae
Gene: wnt1
Product: wingless-type MMTV integration site family, member 1
Exons: 4
Coding region: 1213-2325 (370 amino acids)
Biological process (GO): neuron differentiation; canonical Wnt signaling pathway; multicellular organism development
Cellular component (GO): extracellular region
Molecular function (GO): frizzled binding; cytokine activity
Source: RefSeq, a predicted model, not a curated record